UGAAAAUGGCGAUCAAUACAUCAAACUUAUGUUCUCUUCUCUUUCUCCUUUCCCUCUUCCUUCUUUCUACGACACUGUCUCUUGCUGAAAGUGAAAUUGACAGGCAGGACUACGAGGAGUGCAAACGGCAAUGCAUGCAGUUAGAGACAUCAGGCCAGAUGCGUCGGUGUGUGAGUCAGUGCGAUAAGAGAUUUGAAGAGGAUAUAGAUUGGUCUAAGUAUGAUAACCAAGAGGAUCCUCAGACGGAAUGCCAACAAUGCCAGAGGCGAUGCAGGCAGCAGGAGAGUGACCCACGUCAGCAACAAUACUGCCAACGACGCUGCAAGGAAAUAUGUGAAGAAGAAGAAGAAUAUAACCGACAACGUGAUCCACAGCAGCAAUACGAGCAAUGUCAGAAGCGCUGCCAACGGCGCGAGACAGAGCCACGUCACAUGCAAAUAUGUCAACAACGCUGCGAGAGGAGAUAUGAAAAGGAGAAACGUAAGCAACAAAAGAGAUAUGAAGAGCAACAACGUGAAGACGAAGAGAAAUAUGAAGAGCGAAUGAAGGAAGGAGAUAACAAACGCGAUCCACAACAAAGAGAGUACGAAGACUGCCGGCGGCACUGCGAACAACAGGAGCCACGUCUGCAGUACCAGUGCCAGCGAAGAUGCCAAGAGCAGCAGAGGCAACACGGCCGAGGUGGCGAUUUGAUGAACCCUCAGAGGGGAGGCAGCGGCAGAUACGAGGAGGGAGAAGAGAAGCAAAGCGACAACCCCUACUACUUCGACGAACGAAGCUUAAGUACAAGGUUCAGGACCGAGGAAGGCCACAUCUCAGUUCUGGAGAACUUCUAUGGUAGAUCCAAGCUUCUACGCGCACUAAAAAACUAUCGCUUGGUGCUCCUCGAGGCUAACCCCAACGCCUUCGUGCUCCCUACCCACUUGGAUGCAGAUGCCAUUCUCUUGGUCAUCGGAGGGAGAGGAGCCCUCAAAAUGAUCCACCGUGACAACAGAGAAUCCUACAACCUCGAGUGUGGAGACGUAAUCAGAAUCCCAGCUGGAACCACAUUCUACUUAAUCAACCGAGACAACAACGAGAGGCUCCACAUAGCCAAGUUCUUACAGACCAUAUCCACUCCUGGCCAAUACAAGGAAUUCUUCCCAGCUGGAGGCCAAAACCCAGAGCCGUACCUCAGUACCUUCAGCAAAGAGAUUCUCGAGGCUGCGCUCAACACACAAACAGAGAGGCUGCGUGGGGUGCUUGGACAGCAAAGGGAGGGAGUGAUAAUUAGGGCGUCACAGGAGCAGAUCAGGGAGUUGACUCGAGAUGACUCAGAGUCACGACGCUGGCAUAUAAGGAGAGGUGGUGAAUCAAGCAGGGGACCUUACAAUCUGUUCAACAAAAGGCCACUGUACUCCAACAAAUACGGUCAAGCCUACGAAGUCAAACCUGAGGACUACAGGCAACUCCAAGACAUGGACGUAUCAGUUUUCAUAGCCAACAUCACCCAGGGAUCCAUGAUGGGUCCCUUCUUCAACACUAGGUCUACAAAGGUGGUAGUGGUGGCUAGUGGAGAGGCAGAUGUGGAAAUGGCAUGCCCUCACUUGUCGGGAAGACACGGCGGCCGCGGUGGAGGGAAAAGGCAUGAGGAGGAAGAGGAGGUGCACUAUGAGCAGGUUAGAGCACGUUUGUCGAAGAGAGAGGCCAUUGUUGUUCUGGCAGGUCAUCCCGUCGUCUUCGUUUCAUCCGGAAACGAAAACCUGCUGCUUUUUGCAUUUGGAAUCAAUGCCCAAAACAACCACGAGAACUUCCUCGCGGGGAGAGAGAGGAACGUGCUGCAGCAGAUAGAGCCACAGGCAAUGGAGCUAGCGUUUGCCGCUUCAAGGAAAGAGGUAGAAGAGUUAUUUAACAGCCAGGACGAGUCUAUCUUCUUUCCUGGGCCCAGGCAGCACCAGCAACAGUCGCCCCGCUCCACCAAGCAACAACAGCCUCUCGUCUCCAUUCUGGACUUCGUUGGCUUCUAAAGUUCUACAAAAAAGAGUGUGUUAUGUAGUAUAGGUUAGUAGCUCCUAGCUCGGUGUAUGAGAGUGGUAAGAGACUAAGACGCUAAAUCCCUAAGUAACUAACCUGGCGAGCUUGCGUGUAUGCAAAUAAAGAGGAACAGCUUUCCAACUUUA
This is a messenger RNA of Macadamia integrifolia, 2159 nucleotides long. RefSeq names its product vicilin-like antimicrobial peptides 2-3. The transcript is spliced from 2 exons. Lineage: Eukaryota; Viridiplantae; Streptophyta; Magnoliopsida; Proteales; Proteaceae. The record is from RefSeq and is a predicted model, not a curated record. The coding region runs from base 6 to 2006 and encodes 666 amino acids.